UCAAAAAGUAAUCAAAAUAUCGAAGCAUUCCUUAGAAUUCAUGGCCCUCUAGCUCUGAAAAGAUAUAAACUAUCAGAUGUUAAGAAAAUGACCAAGAACUUCAGAGUAAAGCUGGGACAAGGUGGAUUUGGUGCAGUGUACAAGGGAGAGUUAUCCAAUGGUAGUUUUGUGGCUGUAAAGAUGUUGAGUGCUUCCAAAAAAAAUGUUGAAGAACUUGUGAAUGAGGUUGCUAGCAUAAGUAGAACUUCUCAUGUUAACGUUGUCUCUCUUCUUGGAUUUUGUUUGAAAGGUCCCAAGAGAGCUCUCAUCUAUGAAUUCAUGUCCUAUGGUUCCCUUGACAAAUUCAUUUACACAACAAGAGAUCAAACCCUUCCACCCUUGUCUUGGAAUAUUAUAUAUCAAAUCGCAAGGGACAUAGCUCGAGGCUUAGAAUACUUGCAUAAGAGAUGCAACACUCGAAUUUUUCAUUUUGACAUAAAACCACAUAACAUUCUUCUGAAUGAGAACUUCUGUGCAAAGAUAUCAGAUUUUGGGUUGGCAAAACUGUGCCCUAGGAAUGGAAGUAUCCUUUCCCUGUCAGAUGCUAGAGGAACAAUGGGGUAUGUAGCUCCAGAAAUGUGGAGCAGAAAUUUUGGAAGAGUUUCGCAUAAGUCUGAUGUUUAUAGUUAUGGAAUGAUGCUGCUAGAGAUGGUUGGAGGAAGGAAGAACAUUAAUGCCGAAGCAAGUCAUACAAGUGAGAUAUACUUCCCACACUGGGCAUACAAUAAGCUUGAGUUGGAGAAUGAUUUGAGACCAGAUAUGGAGAUGACAACAGAAGAAAAUGAGAUUGCAAAGAGGUUGGCAAUGGUGGGUUUAUGGUGUACUUAA
Vigna radiata var. radiata (mung bean) is the source of this 867-nucleotide messenger RNA. Its product is annotated as LEAF RUST 10 DISEASE-RESISTANCE LOCUS RECEPTOR-LIKE PROTEIN KINASE-like 2.5. Bases 88 to 867 code for a protein of 259 amino acids. The record is from RefSeq and is a predicted model, not a curated record. NCBI's taxonomy places the organism in Eukaryota, Viridiplantae, Streptophyta, Magnoliopsida, Fabales, Fabaceae. Gene Ontology annotation, molecular function: ATP binding; protein kinase activity. The transcript has a single exon. Gene Ontology annotation, biological process: protein phosphorylation.